Molecule: messenger RNA, 415 nt
Organism: Fusarium redolens
Lineage: Eukaryota; Fungi; Ascomycota; Sordariomycetes; Hypocreales; Nectriaceae
Exons: 1
Coding region: 72-314 (80 amino acids)
Source: RefSeq, a predicted model, not a curated record
CCAAUAACAUGCGCACAAGCUUUCCCCGGGAUGUAUGCACUUGAAAUCUCUGAUAUCGCACACAUGUCGGCAUGUCACUAAUCACGCUUCAACACCAUGAUCGAGUAUUUGUCCGUGAUGAAACCCUUGCCCAGGGGCAGCCUACACGUCACCGCACAACAAGCCGUACCCGCAUAAUUCCUCACCAGAAGCAAAUAAUCCCGUCGGGUACGCGGUCAACAUGCAAGCUGCCUUGUGACAAAGCAGCUUGCCGACAGAAACAUCGCAAUAAGAGGAGGUUGGCUGAUCGGCCGGCUCAUCAGUUGCGUCAGUGAAAUGAUAUUUGAUGUUUUCAAGUUGAUUUUCAAUAUGGGAUCGGCGAUGAGAGACCAAGCAAGUGCUGAGAAAUAGCUAUAAUAAGUCCCGUUGUCCUCCA